Selaginella moellendorffii is the source of this 2538-nucleotide messenger RNA. Its product is annotated as vacuolar protein sorting-associated protein 52 A. NCBI's taxonomy places the organism in Eukaryota, Viridiplantae, Streptophyta, Lycopodiopsida, Selaginellales, Selaginellaceae. Bases 81 to 2447 code for a protein of 788 amino acids. The transcript has 19 exons. The record is from RefSeq and is a predicted model, not a curated record. Gene Ontology annotation, cellular component: GARP complex. Gene Ontology annotation, molecular function: syntaxin binding. Gene Ontology annotation, biological process: Golgi to vacuole transport; retrograde transport, endosome to Golgi; endocytic recycling.
AAAUUAGUCGCAGCUAGAGAGAAUCGAACCCCGGUAGAAAGUGAAAUCUUAGUUCCAGGAGCUCGAUCCAGGGCAAGGCAAUGGAGGCCGGGAGUGCUGUGGUGGAAGAGGCAGCGAGGAGAGCUUCCGCCAAGCUCGAGCUCCCGGCGAUCGAUGACGACUCCGAGGAAGGGAGCGCUGACACGGCGUCCUCCGCCGAUGCCGAUCGUCCAAUGCCUACUGCGGAGGAGCUCUCCCAGUUCGCGAUCGAGAAGCUGUUUGCGUCACCGCUCUUCGCUUCUUCGGAUGAGAAGGCUGCGAAUUUGGAAGAGCCUCAGAGUCAAGCAGCUGAUCUCAAUGCCACGGCUGGAGAUCUCACAUUUGGCGAGGAUUUCGAGAGUGAGGAUAUUUCGCUAGAGGGUUUGCAAGAGGAGCUAGAGAGCUACCAAGGCCGAGAGAUGGUCGUCAACAUACUAGGAAAAGGAAGCGAACUACGAGCUUAUGCUCGCGAUGUGGAGGAAAAGCUUCGUCAAGUGGAGCUCGAGUCUAUACAGGUACUUCUUUCAUCUAGUUUCUCGUGCUCUCUUUUUCAUGAUUUUUUGCUUUCACAGGACUACAUCAAAGAGAGUGAUAACCUGAUGUCUCUCCACGCUCAAAUACGGGAGUGUGACUCCAUUUUGACACACAUGGAAUCGCUUCUUGGAGGUUUUCAGGAGGACCUCGGAUCCAUCAGCUCCGAAAUAAGGAGUCUCCAGGAGCAAUCUAUGACUAUGGGACUUAAGCUACGAAACAGAAAGGUUGCAGAAGUUAAGCUGGCUAGGUUCUUGGAAGAGAUUGUUCUUCCUCCAAACAUGAUUGAUGCUAUUGUGGAUGGAGAGGUCAAUGAAGAGUUUGUGCGGAAUCUUCAGAUUUUAAGCAGAAAGCUCCAGUUUAUCGCCGAGGAUCCUGGAGCUAAGGGCUCUGCCGCUCUGCGAGAUGUUGAACCUGAAUUUGAAAAACUACGUUUAAGAUCCGUAGCGAAGGGUCGUGAUUACAUUAUCCAGAGGAUAUAUGCCUUACGAAAGCCGAAGACGAACAUUCAAAUCUUGCAGCAAAACGUUCUUCUCAAAUACAAAUAUCUGGCUACUUUUUUACGUGAUCAUGGAAAGGAGGCUUAUCAAGAAAUUCGGGCGGCAUACAUAGAUACGAUGAACAAGGUGUUGAGUGCGCAUUUCAAAACGUACAUUCAGUCUCUAGAAAAGCUGCAGCUAGACAUCGCUACGAGGAACGAUUUAAUCGGUGUUGAAGAGCGGGCUGGUAUGUUUUCCCGGGGUCGUGAAAACAUGAAAAACAAAUCGGCUGUCUUCGCGCUUGGGGACCGUGCUAACGUGCUUAAGGAAAUUGAUCAACCGGCAAUCAUUCCCCACAUUGCAGAAGCCAGUGGUUCCAAAUUUCCAUAUGAAGUUCUUUUUCGCAGCCUUCACAAGCUUCUCAUGGACACGGCGACAUCAGAAUAUCUGUUCUGCUGCAACUUCUUUGGGGAGGAUGCUAUCUUUUCUGAAAUUUUCACUGGGCCAUUCUCCGUUAUUGAGGAUCAUAUGAAUGCGGUUCUAAUCAAUUGCUAUGAUGCUAUUGGGCUAAAAUUGAUGAUACGAAUAACAUACCAGCAUCAGCUGAUAAUGUCCCGGAGACGAGUACCAUGUCUAGAUGCCUAUUUUGAUAAGUUGAAUAUCCUCAUCUGGCCACGGUUCAAGGCAGUUUUUGAUAUGCAUUUAGUGAGCCUUCGGACCGCAAACGUGAGGACACUGUGGGAGGAUGACGUGCAUUCUCACUAUGUCAUGCGGAGGUACGCAGAAUUCACCGCAUCACUCCUCCAGAUCAACACUGAACAUGGGGAUACCCAGCUGGAGCUGAACCUGGAACGCUUGAGAGUUGCUAUCGAUGACUUGCUCGUGAAACUGGCUCGUGUUUUCAAGAAACAAAAGCAGCAAACAGUUUUUCUCAUUAAUAACUACGACAUGGUUUUGGCCGUGUUAAGGGAAGUGGGUGUUGAUGGUGGCAAAACGCAGCAACAGUUUGAGGAGCUGCUCAAGAGCAGCACGACCGUUUUUGUGGAAGAUUUACUUCGGGAGCAUUUCCAAGCCUUGAUAUCGUUCGUCAAAACGCGUGGUGUUCUUGGCGAGGAAUCGAGUUCCAGCACACCGCCGCAAUCUCCAGUGACCGUCCAGGAAGUGGAGCCCCUCGUCAAGGAUUUCGGCGAGCGGUGGAAGGCCGCGAUCGAGCUCAUGCACAAGGAUCUCAUCACCUCCUUCAGCAACUUGGUUUGCGGCAUGGAGAUCCUCCGCGCCGCUCUCACGCAGCUCCUCCUCUACUACACCCGCCUCUCGGAUUGCAUCAAACGCAUCGAUGGCGCCGAAGCGCUGAGCAAGGAUCUCGUGUCGGUCGCGUCGAUCAUGCACGAGAUCAAGAAAUACUCUCGGACGUUUUAGUCAAGUAAAAGCUGAGUUUUUUUACCGUUGUUUGACUUUUCCAUCUUAUCUAAGGGUAAAAACGUCAGUGAAACUUCUGACCUUUAGUUUC